AUGUUUCAGACUGAACAACAGGCAAAGAAGACCUCAGGCAACCAGUACUUUGUGCCUAGUCUGAACCUUUGUUCACGCAAUACCGUACAUGCAGAAACUCAUCCUCAUUCUGUGGUCGAAAGCCCGAUCCUGCAUACCCGUUUGCUGUAUAGGCUGAAUUCUGGAUGGCUCCCUACGUAUGAUUUUCCUUUCUUUAGGGACGUGAUUCUGGAGAAACACUGGAAAUCGGUCAUUCAUCGUUCUAUAUGUGACUACUUUUUCGACGCUCAAAAGAAGGCUGCUUCUCCGGAAGAUGUCUCACCUGUGUUGUCCACUCCUCAUCACUACUUGAUAAAUGUAUACCACAAUCAAGUCUACUUUUUAGCGGUGACCACCACAGAAAUUCCUCCUCUUAUGGUCAUCGAAUUUUUGCAUCGUGUCGUUUAUACUUUUUCUCAGUACUUUGAUGAAUGUUCCGACACUUCCAUCAAAGAGAACUGUGUUAUGCUGCUUGACGAAAUGCUUGAUAAUGGCUACCCCCUAGUUACGGAGCUCAAUAUCCUUCAAGAUCUCAUUAAACCGCCCAAUUUCCUCAGAAGCAUUGCCAAUCAGGUUACGGGUCGAACAAAUCAUUCCGAAACGCUCCCUACAGGGCAGCUUUCAAAUAUACCUUGGCGACGGCAGGGAGUAAAAUAUACUAAUAAUGAAGCUUAUUUUGAUGUUAUCGAAGAAAUUGACGCCAUUAUCGACAAACAGGGAGCCACAGUUUUUGCUGAAAUUCAAGGAUACGUGAGUUCAUGUUGA
Cylicostephanus goldi is the source of this 783-nucleotide messenger RNA. The record is from the annotation of a GenBank genome assembly. NCBI's taxonomy places the organism in Eukaryota, Metazoa, Nematoda, Chromadorea, Rhabditida, Strongylidae.